AUGAAUUCAGAUGGAUUUAAUUGCAAUAAUGUACAUUCGAAAAUUUCCGGAGGAGGAGCUACAGAUAUCAGACUUGUUAAAACCGCAAAUUGGUUUGAUUUUGAUUCAUUGAAAAGCAGAAUUAUGGUAGCUGCAGGUGCUGGAUCAGGAGAAAGGAUUUGUGGUGGAGAUGGUGGGGGUUUAAAUGGUCUUUCAACCAGUCAAUUAAUUUCGACUGAUAUAAACAGCCAAUUAAAUGCAACAACUGGAGCAACCCAAACUUCAGGAGGUAUUUUUGGGUGUGAUGUUCAUUUCCAUAUAUGUGGAUAUUCAGGACAGUUUGGGAUUGGUGGAUCUGGAAAUAAUUAUGAAGAUAGCGGCCCAAGUGGAGGUGGAGGUUAUUACGGAGGUGGUGGAAUGGCCUGGGCAGGAAGUGCUAGUGGAGGUUCCAGUUUUAUUAGCGGUCAUCGAUUAUGUAAUGCAAUUUCCAAGUAUUCUACGGCAAGUCGAAUAUAUCAUACUGGAAAUCCGAAACAUUACUCAGGUAAGUACUUUACUGAUACAACUAUGAUUGAUGGACAACAUCGAAUGCCUUCACCAAAUCUUAACUCUUAUGAGAUUGGUCAUCAAGGGAAUGGAUAUGCUAUAAUCACAUAUAUCGCAAAGAAUGUGGUUUGUUCAUGUCGAGUUUAUAAUUUUCGAAUUAAUUUAUUUAUAUUUACUAAUCAUUAUAUGACACUUGGCUUUUAG
Messenger RNA from Trichomonas vaginalis G3, 729 nucleotides. Its product is annotated as glycine-rich protein family. The record is from RefSeq and is a predicted model, not a curated record. Lineage: Eukaryota; Parabasalia; Trichomonadida; Trichomonadidae. The coding region runs from base 1 to 729 and encodes 242 amino acids. The transcript has a single exon.